This is a messenger RNA of Paraphaeosphaeria sporulosa, 1203 nucleotides long. RefSeq lists its product as uncharacterized. The transcript has a single exon. The record is from RefSeq and is a predicted model, not a curated record. Lineage: Eukaryota; Fungi; Ascomycota; Dothideomycetes; Pleosporales; Didymosphaeriaceae. The coding region runs from base 1 to 1203 and encodes 400 amino acids.
AUGACGCAGCGAAAGCUCCCCUUCUUCGCCCUCGGCGUUGCUCUCUUGUGCCUCUUCAUAUAUUCCAGCCGCACCGCGCACGAGUCCUGGCAAAACUUGCCUCAGCACCUGCACUUUGGUGACCAUGUUGGCACGGAGCACACAGAGCCGGACUUUGUCAACUGGAAUCCAAAGCCCAACUUCAAGGCUGGAUCGCCCCUGCCGCCUGAUCACAACUACACUUCGGUCUUGGUGAUUGCCAAAACCAAGCGGGAGGAUAUACGAUGGAUGGAGGGCGAGCUCGCCGGCCAACAGAAGGCGAUAUACGUGGCCGACGACCCUACCGCACCGCUGCACCCGCCCAAGAACAAGGGCCACGAGGUUAUGGUUUAUCUGUCUUGGAUCAUUGACCACUACGACAAUCUACCUGACGUCGCCAUUUUCAUGCAUGCACACCAGUAUACUUGGCACAACGAUGAUCUCCUGGGGCACAAUGCCGCCGACAUGAUCAAGAGAUUAAGCCGCCCCCGGGUAUGGAGAGAAGGGUUCGUCAAUAUGCGAUGCAAUUGGUACCCAGGUUGUCCUGACUGGAUGAAUCCCGGCGAGACAGAGAAAAAUGUCUUCAAGCAAGAAGAACACCUACUCGCCAAAUCGUGGAGCGAGCUAUUCCCACUCGACCCGGUGCCAUCUGUACUGGCACAGCCGUGUUGCGCCCAAUUUGCACUUUCCCGUGAGCGCAUUCAAGCCAAGCCAUUCGCACAAUAUCUCUGGUAUCGCAAUUGGCUCUUCUCAACAAAAUUGCACGACUCCAUUUCCGGUCGCAUUUGGGAAUACGUCUGGCAGUUCGUCUUCACGGGGAACAAUGUAUAUUGCCCCAAAGAGCACGUCUGCUUCUGCGACCAAUACGGCAGCUGCUUUGGAGGCGAGAACGAGUUCGAGGAGUUCUUGAAAAAGAAGCAUGAACUGGAGGAUCGCGAGCAUGAGCUGAACGACUGGAGGGACAAAGCAAAGGCGAUCAAGGAAGCAAAUGACGAGCUCAGGUUUGGGGAUGCUGAGAAACUGGAGAAGCCAGAGCCUGGCAAGAAUGUCUUAUUGGAGAAAGAGAUUCAGCAGCUGCGGCCUGUUGUCGACAAGCUGAAGGCAGACGCUUGGGAGAGAGGGAAAGAUCCCAAGAAUAGGGCUAAGGAAGCUGGUCGGGAGUGGCAUGAAGGAGACGGAUUCUAA